AUGUUUGACCUAGGGCCACGCCCCUCUCCCCCAACCAAUCCUGGAACAACGAACACUAUUCACGCGGACAGGGCUCUUACUCCUUUCCGUUCUGCAGGGAGAAGGGAUGGAGGAUCCGUAGCUACGAGGGCCACAGUGGUGUUGACAUCAGCGGGUCUUGCUCGCAGACUCCUGAAUCUAUGUAGCCAGAGCUGUGGUCCUGGAUUUCAUAAAAUUCUCCUUGAAAGAAUACCUGACUGUUUUCUUUGUGUUUCCUUCACAGACAGAGCCAUUUCAAAUCAAACAGAUGCAGAGCAUUGUGCCAAGUGCCCAAUUCAGGAGUAUCCAAACAGUGAGAGAACACACUGCCUCCCCAAGUCUGAAACUUUCCUGGCUUUUGUAGAUUUUGGGGGGAUGUCCAUGGCCUGCAUGACUCUGUUUUUCUGUGGUCACAGCUAUAGUCUUUGUGAAGCACGGACAUACUCCCACAGUCAAGGUGAAUAA
Messenger RNA from Tupaia belangeri chinensis (Chinese tree shrew), 483 nucleotides. RefSeq names its product vomeronasal type-2 receptor 116-like. The transcript is spliced from 4 exons. Gene Ontology annotation, cellular component: plasma membrane. NCBI's taxonomy places the organism in Eukaryota, Metazoa, Chordata, Mammalia, Scandentia, Tupaiidae. Bases 1 to 483 code for a protein of 160 amino acids. Gene Ontology annotation, molecular function: G protein-coupled receptor activity. The record is from RefSeq and is a predicted model, not a curated record. Gene Ontology annotation, biological process: G protein-coupled receptor signaling pathway.